UUGUACCAUCCCAACACAUUCUUGACUUAAAAGUUUAUGUCGCAAACCUCUGAAUAAUUCACCUUCCCUUACCCGGUCGCGGUUCCUAUAGGACCGGACAACGUGUAUCAUAUGCCUUUGCCUUUGGACGAAUGGACAGCCCAAUGCUCUACAACGGGGAACAAUAGUCCACUCUUUCCACCAUUGUGACGCGUCCUCCUUUAUGUCGAAAACGUUCAGAACACCAGAUCCAAGCACUGGGAAAUCAUCCAUUGUUCAGUGGCCAAUCGUCGAGUAGUGACAGUGACUUGUGUAGACCUAGGGCAUAUAAAAACGAAACAAUGGUCCAGGGAACAUAAGCGUCAAUUCAACAUAAUGGCCCCCGAUCGCACAACUCAUCAGAAGCCCACUCAGCUCCCUCCGUAUGACGAGAAAUUCCGACGUGCCAGGCCGCCCAGGAAAGGAGAACCCGGUUACAUCCCCAGACCACUCAACAAAUGGAUCAUCUUUCGCCGAGAAUUCGCAAGCAAGACUUCCUAUGACGAUUUCCAAAAUGCCAGAGCAAAAACAACCAGCGAUUCAAAGGGUGCCCAGAAGGUGUGGGCUGAACUUUCCGCUGAAGAGAAACGUCCGUACGAACUCGCCGCCGACGAGGAAAGGCGCCGUCACAAAGAGAAGUAUCCGGACUACAAAUUUUGCCCCGCGAAAAAGGAUAAAGCAAAAGUGGCCACGAGGAAACACAAGUCGGAGGAAGAGGAGGAGAGAAUACUUCCUCUACACCCACUAUCGGAUGCUGCUCCGCUAAAUGAGCUAGUUCAGGGUGAAUCCUAUGAAAGCCAGUCGGGCCGUUUCGUCUACAAUGCAUUGGAAGCGGAGUCGGAAGAUCCUUUGGGACACAAGGCUGAAAACACGGAAGUGAAUGAGCUACCGGACCAACUCCUGCCCUUCGCGCACAGGACUCAAUUGGACCGUACUGUUAACUCCCUCACACCCGAAAAGAGUAAAAAACCGGUUGCCGCAUCACUCGAUGAUUCGCCCCGUUUCGUUCAUCUGGAGCCACCUUCUCGUGAAUUACAGCUUGAGGCUGAUGGAACUGGUCGUUUUCUUUAUCCCAUCCAAUCUGCUCACUUGAGCCUCGCCCCCGAAUCACCCCGUCCACCCACGUUCACUACCGAUCCUCAUCCCACGGGGGAAUCCACUUAUGCCCCGACUUCUGUUCCCCGGCCACCCUCUCCACCAUUUCUAAAUGAUCGGAAGUUCUGCGAAAGCGUUGAUGUUUCCCUCCCCACAGGUGGAUAUCGAUACCAACGCGAGGAACCCAUCACUUUCUCACGUCCGUCCACGAGAGAUAGUAGCCUUGAACCCACUUUCCAUGCACCUGGUCCAUCUUCUGGAGCGCCAUAUGUCAGAGGCUUCAGCCAUUGCUCGUUGUCGAGUGAAUACGAUAUGAUGCUCCCCCACUUCCGGGAUGAAGAUGAUAUCUUCAAGAAGCCAGCGCGGUGGGACGGAUCCCCCAGCCGCUCUCUGGAUAUGGAUUCAGACUUGAAACCAUCUUCUCCGGUCUUGCGUCCCAUCUCGCUCGGAGUGUUUUGCUGCUCUGCAAAAUACAGCCACAGACGAUGAAUUAAUGCUCGAUUUGCUUGAAAUCAUCACAGAUACUCACGAUAAUUGACGCCUACCAUAAACACAAGUCACAAUUUCCGGCUAUCACCUAUGUUCACGAAUGACUCACGAUCUAUAACAAUUUGUUCUCCUGUCGAAACACGAAAUUUAAAUUUAACAACAUUCACGCCUCCCCCACCAGUAUUUUGUAUCUCAUCUUAACACGACGACUUGUCACUUUCAUCUCCCGUUUCUUAAAGCUGCCAUUAUCUCCCCUGUUUCAUACGUAUUUUGAUUUACUUAGCUAAAGAUAUAUGGAUGUGAUUCGUAGUAC
Marasmius oreades (fairy-ring Marasmius) is the source of this 1915-nucleotide messenger RNA. RefSeq lists its product as uncharacterized. Gene Ontology annotation, molecular function: DNA-binding transcription factor activity, RNA polymerase II-specific; RNA polymerase II cis-regulatory region sequence-specific DNA binding. The record is from RefSeq and is a predicted model, not a curated record. The transcript is spliced from 6 exons. Lineage: Eukaryota; Fungi; Basidiomycota; Agaricomycetes; Agaricales; Marasmiaceae. Bases 355 to 1602 code for a protein of 415 amino acids. Gene Ontology annotation, biological process: regulation of transcription by RNA polymerase II. Gene Ontology annotation, cellular component: nucleus.